Molecule: messenger RNA, 1883 nt
Organism: Darwinula stevensoni
Lineage: Eukaryota; Metazoa; Arthropoda; Ostracoda; Podocopida; Darwinulidae
Source: the annotation of a GenBank genome assembly
CAUCAUUAAAGAAACCACCAAUCCUGUGCUGCCUUGUUUAGGACAAGCGCAUGGCGUCCGCCUGUACUGCUAACGUCGUCGCUUGUGCCAUGUUCACGCCCCAUUGCGGCGCUUUCUCUUUAGCUAAAGUACAAGUUGCAUUGUGCACUCGCCCUCCAUACCGAUGACGACGUGGCGAAAUCACGCAAAAUGCUUUUGCGGAGAUCUCUCGCUCAAUGUAAUAAGGAGGGCUACGAGUCCCAUGCCACAAACGCCGUUUCGCUUUUCUUGGUGUUUUCCUGUGGGCUUUUGUCAUCAUUGGUGUUGGUGUCCCUCUUCGGAGGCAACUUUCUCCCUACUAAAGAACAGUUAACUGCUCGUCUUGAUCAUUCCUUCGAGUCAGUUCCUCAUUUUGAUGAGGCACUAGUGCAAGUUGUCACAGAGAGUUAUCCAUAUGAAUAUCAAGAACGAAGUAGGAAGACUGGUGAUGAGGUGAUUAACAGAAGUCAAAAUAGAGCACUCCAGACUCCAUUUCAUUUAGGAUUCAACUUAGAAUUGGAUGAUGAACCAAUUGACAGUGAGAAGAAGCAGAGAUUCUCUUCAGUCCCUACAACAGAACUCAUACGGCUGGAAAAACAUAAAAGCAGCAAAGUUUCAACAGAGAACAAGGCUGAAGCACAGGCAUCUCUCCAUGCAGCCUUGGACAUGUGGGAACGACGGAAACUGGAAAAGGCCAUGAAGCUUUUCCAGCAUGCAAUGCUUCUUGAUCCAAAAGAACCCGACAUCCUCACUCGUUAUGGUGAAUUCUUGGAAGAGUAUGAGUAUGACAUUAUAGGAGCUGAUCACCUAUAUGCCAAAGCCCUUCACUCAAGUCCUUCUCAUAGCAAGGCUUUGCAAAAUAGGGAACGGACAUUACCACUAGUGGAUGAAUUGGACAAGUCCCGCCUCCUCAAAUUAGAUAGACUUCGUGAUGAGUUGAUGAGAAUAUCUGAUGCCAACCAUGCUCUGAGACGAAUCAAGAAAGAAGCAUACUUCCAUUACAUCUAUCAUACUGCUGGCAUUGAGGGAAACACAAUGACCCUAGCACAAACACGGAGUAUUCUGGAAACUAGAAUGGCUGUGCCUGGGAAGAGUAUCCUUGAACAUAAUGAGAUUCUGGGCUUGGAUGCUGCCUUGAAAUUUAUAAACCAAACUCUUCUUCACCGAAUUGGACAGGUGACCCUACAUGACAUCCUUCAGAUCCACCAGAAAGUGAUGGGCUAUGCAGACCCUGACCAGUGUGGACAGAUUAGAACAACACAGGUUUAUGUGGGCUCUCACAUUCCUCCUGCAGCAUAUGAAGUGCGAGAGAUGCUACAGGACAUGGUGGACUGGUUGAAUUCUGAGGAUGCCUUGAGGCUGCAUCCAGUGGAGUAUGCAUCUCUUGCACACUACAAGUUGGUCUACAUUCAUCCCUUCUAUGAUGGGAAUGGCCGUACAGCAAGACUGCUCAUGAAUUGGUUUCUGAUGCAGUCAGGCUAUCCACCUGUGAUGAUUCGGAAGCAGGAGCGCAUGCGUUACUAUGAGACGUUGGAAAAUGCAAACGAGGGAGAUGUGCGCCCAUUCAUUCGCUUCAUUGCUGAAUGUACAGAACAGACAUUGAAUGUUUACCUAUGGGCAACUCGAGAAGCAUCAGGGGAAAUCCUUGGGUCAGCCUUGGAAAAAGACAAUGGACGGACCAUUAUAAUGGGAGGAUAGAAAAUGCUUAAUAAUCCUGUGAUACAAUAGGACAGAAAUAUUUAUUUUCUUGAAUGUGUCAGUGUGUUUCAGGGCAGGUGAUGGAGAAAUUAGAACAACUGCAGGGUAGUUGUGAAAGAUGGAGUCUUUUAAAAGUCUUCUUUCAGAAGAAGAUCCACAAUCCCAGU